CUCUCUAAGUCGCCUUCUCCCACUUGGAGCGGGCCCUGCGAGCUGGCCACCCCGCGCCCUCCUAAGUAUUCGCCGCCGCAGCCGGGGGACGCGCCAGCCUCCCGGAGAGCCACUUGCUCUGCGUCCCGGCAGCUGAAGGGAGAGGAGCUCGCGCUUCGCGUCCCCGAGCCGCCGCGGCUGCUCGCCUUUCCCGGCCAAUCGCCUCCUGCCCCGGGCCCGCGCAUGAAUCUCCUGGACCCCUUUAUGAAGAUGACCGACGAGCAGGAGAAGGGCCUGUCUGGCGCACCCAGCCCCACCAUGUCCGAGGACUCGGCGGGCUCGCCCUGCCCCUCGGGCUCCGGCUCGGACACGGAGAAUACGCGGCCCCAGGAGAACACGUUCCCCAAGGGCGAGCCCGAUCUGAAAAAGGAGAGCGAGGAAGACAAGUUCCCCGUGUGCAUCCGCGAGGCAGUCAGCCAGGUGCUCAAGGGGUACGACUGGACACUGGUGCCCAUGCCGGUGCGCGUCAACGGCUCCAGCAAGAACAAGCCGCACGUCAAGCGGCCGAUGAACGCCUUCAUGGUGUGGGCACAGGCGGCGCGCAGGAAGCUGGCCGACCAGUACCCGCACCUGCACAACGCCGAGCUCAGCAAGACCCUGGGCAAACUCUGGAGGCUGCUGAACGAGAGCGAGAAGAGGCCCUUCGUGGAGGAGGCGGAGCGGCUGCGGGUGCAGCACAAGAAGGACCACCCUGACUACAAGUACCAGCCGCGGCGCAGGAAGUCGGUGAAGAACGGGCAGGCGGAGGCCGAGGAGGUCACCGAGCAGACACAUAUCUCUCCCAACGCUAUCUUCAAGGCUCUGCAGGCCGACUCCCCACACUCCUCUUCUGGCAUGAGCGAGGUGCACUCGCCUGGAGAGCACUCUGGGCAAUCCCAGGGUCCACCGACCCCACCCACCACCCCCAAAACCGAUGUGCAGCCUGGUAAGGCUGACCUGAAGAGAGAGGGGCGCGCCCUGCCCGAGGGGGGCAGACAGCCUCCCAUCGACUUCCGUGAUGUGGAUAUUGGCGAGCUCAGCAGCGACGUCAUCUCCAAUAUUGAGACCUUCGACGUCAAUGAAUUUGACCAGUACUUGCCACCCAACGGUCACCCUGGGGUGCCGGCCACCCACGGCCAGGUCUCCUACACUGGGAGCUAUGGCAUCAGCAGCACCACAGCCACCCCAGGGGGUGCGGGUCACGUGUGGAUGUCCAAGCAGCAGGCUCCGCCCCCACCCCCGCAGCAGCCCCCACAGGCCCCCCAGGGCCCACAGGCGCCCCCUCAGCAGCCCGCUGCACCCCCUCAGCAGCCCGCUGCACCCCCACAGCAGCCGCAGCAACAGCCAGCGCACACGCUGACCACGCUGAGCAGCGAGCCUGGCCAGUCACAGCGAACGCACAUCAAGACAGAGCAGCUCAGUCCCAGCCACUACAGUGAGCAACAGCAACACUCUCCGCAGCAGAUCGCCUACAGCCCCUUCAGCCUUCCGCAUUACAGCUCCUCAUACCCGCCCAUCACCCGCUCACAGUACGACUACACAGACCACCAGAACUCCGCUUCCUACUACAGCCACGCAGCCGGCCAGGGGUCCAGCCUCUACUCCACCUUCACCUACAUGAACCCGGCCCAGCGGCCCAUGUACACCCCUAUCGCCGACACCUCCGGGGUGCCCUCCAUCCCGCAGACCCACAGCCCCCAACACUGGGAACAGCCCGUGUACACACAGCUCACCAGGCCCUGAGGAGACAAAGGGUAUGGUUCCCAAUGAUAGAGAAAUAACCGAAGCAAAAAAGAACCCACCAGAAUCUCUUUGGGACAUUUUGUUCUCCUGUU
Messenger RNA from Chrysochloris asiatica (Cape golden mole), 1853 nucleotides. RefSeq names its product SRY (sex determining region Y)-box 9 (gene SOX9). The record is from RefSeq and is a predicted model, not a curated record. Gene Ontology annotation, molecular function: DNA-binding transcription factor activity, RNA polymerase II-specific; RNA polymerase II cis-regulatory region sequence-specific DNA binding. Bases 223 to 1761 code for a protein of 512 amino acids. Gene Ontology annotation, cellular component: nucleus. Gene Ontology annotation, biological process: morphogenesis of an epithelium; chondrocyte differentiation; negative regulation of transcription by RNA polymerase II. The transcript has 3 exons. Lineage: Eukaryota; Metazoa; Chordata; Mammalia; Afrosoricida; Chrysochloridae.